AUGGUGAUACUCAGACAUGCUCCAGACCGAACCCUUCCCCAUCCGCAGACGCUGCGGCCGCCAUAUGAAUACCCGGCAUCCAUUCAUAUUCCCCCACCGCCGCCGGUGCCGCAGCAGCCGCGUUACCUUGCCGAAGGAACAGAUUGGGAUCUGAGUGUGGAUCCAGGCCUGCCGCAGUACCACGUCUCUCCCCUCACUCAACAUUAUCAGCAUUACCUGACCUCUCCACGACUGCAUCACUUCCCCAGGAACACCACCUCGGCACAAGUGGUUGUCCAUGAGAUCAGAAACUACCCUUAUCCUCAGUUACAUCUGCUGGCUCUCCAAAGCCUCAGUCCGUCUCGCCAUGCGUCUGCUGUGCGGGAGAGUUACGAGGAGCUCCUGCAGUUGGAGGACAGACUGGGCAAUGUGAACAGAGGGGCUGUGCAGACCACCAUCGAGAGGUUUACCUUUCCUCAUAAGUAUAAAAAGAGAAGACCUCUAGAGCUGAAGAUUGGCAUGGAUGAAGAGGAGCUCGACACGGAUGAGAAAUGCACAAUAUGCCUCUCGAUGCUUGAAGACGGAGAGGACGUCAGGAGAUUACCCUGCAUGCACCUCUUCCAUCAGGCUUGUGUUGACCAGUGGCUGGCAACCAAUAAGAAGUGUCCCAUCUGCAGGGUAGACAUUGAGACGCAGUUGUCCCCCGAUAGCUGAUGUCUCAUGUAGCACUAGCUAAAAAUCCUGUCGUCUUUCUUAGUCCCCUCGUGGGCACUUUGCCAAAUGUGUGUCAUCUCCAUCACCUCUCACCUCUGACCUUUGCCUUCUGAGCCAACUGACGAUGUAGAACGGGGAAGACGAAAAGCGCUGAAGACAGAGUCCAGCACAUGGAGAAGAACGAGUCUGUCGAUGAAGAUGGUUUCAGUCAAAGUGCUGUGAAUGUGUGUGUGUGAGCGCGUUUGGGAUGGUGAACACUACUCGUAACGUCUCAGAAUGAUCUCGGAUGAAGACCGACCAAAUGUUCUCAGUGUUCAGUAGGUCACGGAUGAAGCAUUACAGCAUGAGCACCACAAAGUCCAACAUA
Molecule: messenger RNA, 1060 nt
Organism: Sinocyclocheilus rhinocerous
Lineage: Eukaryota; Metazoa; Chordata; Actinopteri; Cypriniformes; Cyprinidae
Product: RING finger protein 165-like
Exons: 7
Coding region: 1-693 (230 amino acids)
Cellular component (GO): nucleus
Molecular function (GO): zinc ion binding; ubiquitin protein ligase activity
Source: RefSeq, a predicted model, not a curated record